This is a messenger RNA of Condylura cristata (star-nosed mole), 3879 nucleotides long. RefSeq names its product ring finger protein 11 (gene RNF11). NCBI's taxonomy places the organism in Eukaryota, Metazoa, Chordata, Mammalia, Eulipotyphla, Talpidae. The coding region runs from base 464 to 928 and encodes 154 amino acids. The record is from RefSeq and is a predicted model, not a curated record. The transcript is spliced from 3 exons.
AGCUGGCCUCGUUCUGGCCGCCGCCGCCGCUCUGAGGCGGAGUAGGAUGAGGCCCGCGGCCGUGGCUCGGGCGUCGGCGGGGGCAGCAGCAGCUGAGGCAGCAGCUGAGGCAGCCGCGACGGCCGCGCCCCCCCCUCCUGACCUGGAUUAGACCCAGCAGCUCCGUGGCCGCCGCCGCCCCGCGGGGGGGCGGGGUGGGGAAGUGCUUCGUCUCCCCGCCCCCCCCCCCAUCGCCGCCCCGCAGGAGGCAACCGCCGCGACCCCAGCGAAGCCAGCGGCCCAGCCUUGAGCCCCCACCCCCGGGGGCUGGCAUGAGCGGCUCCUCGGCUGCGCCGGGGGGCGGGGGAGCCGCCGCCGCCUGAGCCCCGGCCUGCCGCGGACCCACCUCGCUGAUCGCGGAGCGUGCGAACUACCCCGCCACAGCUUUCUUCCUCCCCCAGAUCACACACCCCAGCCUCGGAAGAUGGGGAAUUGCCUCAAGUCCCCCACCUCGGAUGACAUCUCCCUGCUUCACGAGUCUCAGUCCGACCGGGCUAGCUUUGGCGAAGGGACGGAGCCGGAUCAGGAGCCGCCGCCGCCAUAUCAGGAACAAGUUCCAGUUCCUGUCUAUCAUCCAACACCUAGCCAAACUCGCCUGGCAACUCAGCUGACUGAAGAGGAACAAAUUAGGAUAGCUCAAAGAAUAGGUCUUAUACAGCAUCUGCCUAAAGGAGUUUAUGACCCUGGAAGAGAUGGAUCAGAAAAAAAGAUCCGAGAGUGUGUGAUCUGUAUGAUGGACUUUGUUUAUGGGGACCCAAUUCGAUUUCUGCCGUGCAUGCACAUCUAUCACCUGGACUGUAUAGAUGACUGGUUGAUGAGAUCCUUCACGUGCCCCUCCUGCAUGGAGCCAGUUGAUGCAGCACUGCUUUCAUCCUAUGAGACUAAUUGAGCCAGGGUCUCUCGUCUGACUUCAAGUGAACCGUCAAUUUUGGUGGUUUUGAUCUUUUGUCACUGAGCCCAAAGAGCCAGGGAUUAGGAUUAAGAUCAUGCACAAAAGUUUCCUAAAAUUCCUGAAUGGCUGCAGAUGUUGGGGGAAAGUUCGAGAUAUUUUAGAAACAUAGGGGGAAGAGUAGGAUGGUAUUUUUAUGUAAAGCCUUGACCCAUUGUUUAAAAAUAUAAUUGUAUUUAGAUCUUGUUAUUGCUCCAGUACAUAGGAAUUGUGUAAAGUAUUACAGCAGCUGUAUAUGUUUAAAUUGUGUGUGUUGAAGAUUAGGAAAAAGAUAGUGGUUGUUUUUCCUAAAUAACUCUCUCCCCUUCUCCCUCCCCCCAAAUUCUUUUCUGAAGUUGCUGGCAUUUGGGUCAAGGUUUUAUUAAAAGCUACAUUUUAUAACACUGGCACAAAAAAGUAGUUUUAAGCUUGUUUGCACAGUUCUUUUUUUCCAUUGGAAAUGGAAUUCAUUGCCUUAGGUCUUUUUAAAUAGUGUAUUAUUAUCGUUGGGGCUGGCUCUAUGCUUGAAAACCAGUUUAUUUAUAACCUGUUAUAAGUGCUAUAUCUGUUUGCAGUUAGGAAAUGCAGAAUUCAAAGUGAUCUCCUAGCUUGUAAGCAAACUGAGAUGCACUAUCCCUUUUCUUUUAAAAUGAGUUAAUGUGUCAAGAAACCAACUCUAGUAAAAGUGGGGUUAAAAAUUACCCUUUCCUAUAUGUUUUAUCUAAUUAUUUUGGUUGUUAAUAUGGUGAUAAUUAAAAGUCAAGGUAAAUUUUAAAUAUUAAGAUUUUGAUUUACUGAGCUUGAAUUACGCCACCGUGCUUAUGUAAAAAUGAGAGUGGCACAAUGGUGAAACUGAGAAAUGUUUCUCAGUUGUAACAAUUUUGACUUCUUUCCUGUGACCUCCUUCCCUGUUGUCUUGAACCAUAGCAAAAGGAUACUGCAUCUCUCAUCAUUGUAGUGCUGAGGUUAUUGAAGUUAUAUAAAAUACAUCUCAGUCUGUUUCUUAAAAAAGGAAAGUCCUGCUAACUGACUGACAAGUCUAAGCAGAGCAAAUAAGAUAAGUGAAUUUCAUGUUUUGCACACAGAUGAGGGAUUUGUAUAACAACAUGACUUUAUAGUCGUGAUCUCAAAAAGAAGGAAUUUCUCUCUUUUUUGCAAUUAUAAGAACACUGAAUCUCUAAGCUUCUGAAUAGAGGUAGAGAUGGUCUAGUAAAGAUGUAGUAGUAAUGUUUUAUCCAUUUAGCAUGUGUUUUUUCCCUUAUAUACUCAAAGUUGACUUAUUUGUUCAACUCAAUGAUAUUACAGCUAAAAAAAUUCAUUCACUAGCAAAAGGAGAAGCCGUCUCAAACUAACAAAUCAGAGAUGUUUCUUAUUUUUUAUUGAGUUGAAUAUUUGACUCUAACACUUUUCUACAUACAAAAUACAAAUAUCUUGAAGGUUCUUCAUAAUUGCUUUAUAGGGGAAUUUAGUAUUUCUUAAAGAUUUGACAUUUGACUGUAGUAUUCAUGUUGGUUAAUUCUCUUAUGAGCCCCAUGAUGGAAAGAUUAAAAACUGAAUUUGAGAAAAAUUGAAAGAAAUUAGAUUAUCAGGUUCUGUUAAAUUGUUAUAUGUAUCUUGCUUAAGUUUUUGUUCUUUAAUUUAUAUCCACCCAAUUACAUAAAGCAAAUUUGGAGAAAACACUGAAGUUGUGCAGUAUUUUCAGUGAUACUACUUUUUACUUGUAUUUUCUAUUUUAACAUGAUGUCUGUGACAUCAAGUAUUAUGGGUUUUUUUUUCAAGAUUGCUAAAAAUGGUAAGUGAACUUCUUGUUUUUAAAUUAUCUUUUAUGUUGCGGUUAUUCUUUAUUUCUUACAUGAAUUCUUUCACAGAACUUUGUAUUGAGCUAAAUGCUAAUUUUUCUUUUCAUUUUGAUCUCCAAAUGCCAUGAUAAAAGCCAUCAAUUUUAGUUUCAACUAAGUUAGAUGAAGUUAUAAAGCAGUUCUAAACUUAUCUGGUCCUUUCUUUAAAGCAGACAAGUAUAAAUUUAAUUAAUUACAUUAAAAUCUCUGAGUAUAUUCUUUCUUGGGAAUAUUUUUUUAAGGCCUGGCAUUUAGUACCCUCUACCAUAAACUUAGAAAGCAGCUUAAUGGCUUCAGAAUUUCUAAAGCCAAAUUAUAAUUGCAACAUGGUUAAAUUUGAACAAGAUAAGUGAGGUCUUGGCUGUAUAAAUUAAAAUGUCUGAAAAGCCUGACCAAGAAAAAAACUAAAGAAUUUUAUUACUUUAAAACAUACCCAACACAUUUAAAUACUUUCAGAUACUUAUAGUUAGGGUUCACACAAGCCCUUCCAGUUUUAUGAGAGUUCUUUAUACUUAAAAUGAAUAAGAAAGUUGGAUUUUUGGUAGUAUCUCCUGACGUAGUGAUAAAUUUCUACUCUUCUUCUAAUGGAAAAAAAGUCAAGAGAAGAUAGUUUAUGACUUACUCCUCUGUCCCUUCUAGAUGCAGCUUCCCUGCUACAAUCUUAAACUUACAGACUUCCCUAAGAUACAGGCCUGGUGUGGGAUGUCUCUGGUGUGGGAAUCAUGGGCAUGAGAGCCAUCAGAGUCCUGAGCAAGCUUCCCCUGACUGAACAUAUUAAUCCGUUGGGGCUUAGCUCAUUCCCUUGUAAUUUCUUCCCCCCUGUCCCAGUUUCUAAGUAUUUUGUUAUUAAGGUCUCAUGUUUCCAUCAACUUCAUGCCCCAUAUGUCAUAAAAGCUAUUUAAGCCUCAUUUCCUCCCUUCAGAAAGAAUCAGUUUGAUAGGAUAGACUGCCUGUUAAAAAGUAGCCUCCCAUUCAUCUUUUCUAAUAUAUUUCUCCCCUUAGGACGAUGUACACAAAACCUAUAUGUUUAUUAAUUUUUAAAAAAUACAAUAAAAAUGUCCAUCUACAAAACUG